AUGCUGGGCACGGACUUGCUCUUAGUGCGUGGGGCAGAUCAGUCCACAGUCCACCACGCCACGAAGAUAGAAGAGUGCUUCCAUCUACCUAGUUGGUUAUGUUCUAUGUCAAGCUUGCUUGAAAAUCAAAAGAUCAAUGUUGCAUUUAAGCAGGCUGAGCCGUCGUUCUCGCGUCCGAUGUCUCUGACAAUCGUGUCAAAUUGCCGUCUCAUCGGUCUUAUG
Brenthis ino (lesser marbled fritillary) is the source of this 222-nucleotide messenger RNA. The record is from the annotation of a GenBank genome assembly. Lineage: Eukaryota; Metazoa; Arthropoda; Insecta; Lepidoptera; Nymphalidae.